This is a messenger RNA of Ziziphus jujuba (common jujube), 2415 nucleotides long. RefSeq names its product G-type lectin S-receptor-like serine/threonine-protein kinase LECRK2. Gene Ontology annotation, biological process: protein phosphorylation. The record is from RefSeq and is a predicted model, not a curated record. The transcript is spliced from 2 exons. Gene Ontology annotation, molecular function: ATP binding; protein serine/threonine kinase activity. Bases 42 to 2387 code for a protein of 781 amino acids. NCBI's taxonomy places the organism in Eukaryota, Viridiplantae, Streptophyta, Magnoliopsida, Rosales, Rhamnaceae.
GAUAAGCUAGUAGCUUUGUCCUUGAAAUUCAUUGACCAUUAAUGGCUAUCCUUUUUCUUCUUCUUCUCCAACUUCCCCUUUCCGUUGUCGUUGCUCAAACCAACGGCAAAAUAAAUGUUCCAACUUCUCUGACUGCAGGAAGCAAUAAUUAUUUAUGGCUUUCACCUUCUGAAGAUUUUGCAUUUGGAUUCCAUCAGCUUGACGAUGAUGCCUUCGUACUUGCCAUUUGGUAUCACAAACUAUCCGCCCAAUUCACCCCAGUUUGGUAUGCAAAUGCAAAUAAAGGUAAACCGGUUCCAAGGAAUUCCAAACUCGAGCUAACUUCUGACAGUGCUCUCGUGCUAAAAAACGGUGCUCAAACAUUAUGGAACUCUGGAAAAACGAGUUCUGCUGAAGUAAACUAUGCUGUGAUGAAUGAUACAGGCAACUUUAUGCUGUUGGAUAAUUUUAAUAGACCCAUAUGGGAGAGCUUCAACUAUCCCACUGAUACGCUGUUGCCUUCUCAGAUCAUGAAGUUAGGUGGUUCUCUUUCUGCCAGAACAAGUGACACCGACUUCACACCGAGAAGAUUCCAGUUUCGUUUGGCUAAUAAUGGUAUCGCUGAGCUUAUUACCAUAAAUUUGCCGGGAAACCAAUCUUAUGAUACACUUGAUUCGUCGGGCUUGCAUGUAUUGACAGAAAAUGGAAGCAAAAUCUUUGUUUCGAAACUGGAAAAUCCAAUCUCAGAUCCUUUGGACUACUAUAUGAGAGUCACUCUUAAUUUUGAUGGGGCUCUUACCAUAAACUCUCACUCCAAAGAUCCGUCUGCUGCGAAUGAAACAUGGAGAACCUUAAAAUCAAUACCGAACAAUGUAUGCUGGGACGUAAAUGGAGCUAGGGGAGGUGGAGUAUGUGGGUUUAACAGUAUAUGCUCAACCCAAUCUGAUAGAAGGGCAAAUUGCACAUGCCCAAAUGGUUAUUCUUUGGUCAAUCCAGAUGAUGCAUAUAGUGGCUGCAGACCAAAUUUCUUACUGGGUUGUGAUGGUAGUUCGAGGCAAAUCUACCCGGAGAACCACUUCAUGCAGGAGAAAUCAGAUGUUAAUUUUCCAUUUACCGAUUAUGAGGUGCUUAGCUCUACUGAUAGGGAGAGCUGCAAAAAUGAAUGUUUGCAUGAUUGUUUUUGUGCAGCAGUCGUUUAUAGCCCCUUUGCGCUCUGUUGGAAGAAGAGGCCUCCACUUUCCAAUGGGAGAGUUGAAUCAUAUACCAUAACUUAUAUCAAAACAGCUUAUAAUUCGCCUCAUGUAAUCCCACUUCCUCCUCCAAGUCCAAAAGUCCCAGCAAAGGACAAGAACACAUUGGUUAUUGUGGUGUUGUCUGUACUCUUAGGCAGUUCUGUGUUGGUCAUAUUUGUGGGGGCAGCACGUAUGGGUUUCUUUUGCAUCUUCAAUAGGAAGCUCCUUGCAGUUGAAAUUUCUCCAAAUGACACCUCUGUCGAAAGUAGAUUGCGGCAAUUUACCUACAAGGAGUUGACAGAGGCCACAAAUGGAUUUAAGGAAGAGCUAGGCAGGGGAUCUUGUGGGAUAGUUUACAAAGGCGAAACGAGAUCAACUGGUCUGAUUGCUGUCAAGAUGUUAGACAGAGUUUUCGAAGACAGCGACAAAGAAUUCAAAGCAGAAGUUGACAUUAUAAGCCAAACACAUCACAAGAAUCUUGUCCGCCUAGUCGGUUAUUGUGAUGAGAAACAACACAGGUUGCUGGUGUAUGAGUUCUUGGGAAAUGGCACUUUAGCAAGAUUUCUAUUUGGAGAUCUAAAACCCAAUUGGAAACAGAGGACACAAAUUGCAUGUGGGAUCGCAAGAGGACUUGUUUACUUGCACGAGGAAUGCAGGACGCAGAUCAUCCACUGCGACAUAAAGCCUCAAAACAUACUUCUGGAUGAGUAUUGCAAUGCUCAGAUUUCUGAGUUUGGAUUGGCAAAGCUUUUGCUAAUCAAUCAAAGCCAUACAAAAACAAAUAUCAGAGGAACAAAAGGCUACGUUGCUCCUGAAUGGUUCAGGUCUGCACCCGUGUCUGUGAAGGUCGAUGUGUACAGUUUUGGUGUGUUGCUGCUAGAAAUCAUUUGCUGUAGGAGAAAUGUAGAUAUGGAAAUUGAUGAGGAAGAGAAGAGAAUUUUGACAGAUUGGGUUUAUGACCGUUAUUUGGAAGGGAAAUUAGAUUAUCUGGUUAAAAAUGACAAAGAGGCCAUGGAAGAUAUGAAAAUCGUUGAGAGAUUUGUGAUGGUUGCCAUUUGGUGCCUCCAAGAAAACCCACAUGUAAGACCCACCAUGAAACAGGUUAUGCUUAUGCUUGAAGGAAUACUUCAAGUUUCAUUACCCCCAAGUCCUUGUCCCUUCAGUUCCAUCAACUGAUCAGACCAGAAGUUAGUCUUAAAUCGAC